GAGAGAGUAUACCAAUAGGUUGUUACAAUGAAGGCACCCCACGUACUCUUGAUAUGUUUGAAUGGGAUUCGAGUGACGUCACAGCAACUGAAUGCGUUAACUUUUGCUACGAGUCCAUGUCGCCAUUGGAGGUGAUAUACGCUGGUGUACAGGGUACUGUGUGUACGUGCGGUACCACGUAUCAUACAUACGGGGAAGGUGUUGAUGAAGACUGCAAUACGCCUUGUUCUGCGGACUCAAGUCAAAUCUGUGGAGGCGACUCCAGCAUAUCCGUGGCUGAGAUACGUAUUGGUAGCUACAUGGGUUGCUUCAAUGACGGGACGCCCCGGGCACUUAGUUCAGCCAGUAAAACUGGGUAUGACGGGAUGACAGCGGGUGCAUGCAUUGGAUUCUGUACACAACGUGCUGCUAGCAGCCAGUACGCUGGUGUCCAGGCGGGCGACGAAUGCUAUUGUGGUAAUUCGUAUGAUACGUACGGACAUGCUGACGAAUCCGACUGUAACGAACAAUGUUCUGGCGAUUCUUCUGAAAUUUGUGGCGGCACAAUGCUAUCGUCUGUGCAUUUGAUGGGCUAUG
Molecule: messenger RNA, 576 nt
Organism: Saccoglossus kowalevskii
Lineage: Eukaryota; Metazoa; Hemichordata; Enteropneusta; Harrimaniidae
Product: WSC domain-containing protein 2-like
Source: RefSeq, a predicted model, not a curated record